Molecule: messenger RNA, 1122 nt
Organism: Solea senegalensis (Senegalese sole)
Lineage: Eukaryota; Metazoa; Chordata; Actinopteri; Pleuronectiformes; Soleidae
Product: extensin-like
Exons: 4
Coding region: 65-403 (112 amino acids)
Source: RefSeq, a predicted model, not a curated record
AAUGUAUGCUGCACUUGUGUGAAGCAGCACUGCGAGGCAGAGACUCACAGAAAAUACAACAGCUAUGGUUGUUUACUAUCCCAUGGUGACGAUUCCCUUGUUGGGUCUUGUUGUCGCGCUGUGGCUCAUCUUGUGCCACUUCACAAAGAAGCACAGAGAGACGGAAAGCUGGCCCCCGAGUCCCAGAAACUCCGCUUCCAUAUACGUCAUCCCCAUGCCGAGAAGCGAAGAAUCCACAGACUCAUGUGAACCGUAUUCUCAACCUGCUGAUGUAGAACCUCCCAUCUACUGCUCAGCAAGUGACAGUCCACCUCCGUACACGCUGGAACCACCUUCUUACUCAGAAUCCCCGCCACCAUACACGGAUCCUCCACCUUUCUCAGUGCAGUGCUGCACCUCCUGACCUUUCACCUCCUGGACUAAUAACUUAAACAUCAUAUAUACAGCAUAUACAUAUAUGAACUCUUAUCCCUUUUUCACUUUUGCUUACAGCAAAGGUCGACGAAACUCAAGCGGGAUCAACAGAAGUCUGAGCUUGUGAAACAAAAAGCAUAUGUGUGUGUGGGGUAUUUAAGACGUGUGGAGAGAAAAAGUUGUGUGUUUUUUUUAUGUCAAAACUAAAGAAAAUGUCCAUUUCAGUACAAGUUUGUGGUCUUGAUUUUACAAGUCCACUUAAAUUACGGGUUCAGUGUGUGGGAUUUGGAGGCAUCCGGUGGCCAAGUUUCAGAUUGCAACAAACGGGAUGCUCUUUAACGUACUAUACAAUGUUUCAACAUGUAUUUCAACUAUUUGAUGCCUUAAAGUUGAAUGGAUACUGCUGUCCGUCUCAUGGUUACACAAUUUGUAUUCACAGCAAAAUAUUAACCUUUCUUUUAAGUAAUAUUAAUGUCCACUAUCUUGUGGUGAUAUGCGACCAGACUUUGAAUGUCAUUACUGAUAACUGUCUCUUUUUUAUCUCUAUUUGAACUCACGUGGGGUUCAAAAGUAACUUAAAGUGUAAAUGUGUAGAAUACACAGUGCUAUGUGUUUUAUGUGGGACAUCAUUAUGUGUAUCUAUGUUUUUGUUUGUAUGUGUAUUUAAUUGGUUGUACUUUCAUGUACCAUUCUCUAUUUAUUAAAUAA